AUUUUUAUGAAACAGUUUGUUAUGAUUUUGUAAAACACGUGGCAAUUGGCGUUGGAUUUGCUAAAUUGCAAUCAAUUACUCAAUUAAACCAAAGUUUAAGACAUUUGUGGAAAGUAUGGAUAAUUUAGUGAAACAGAUGCUCUCCUUCUACGACAAGAACUCCACAUCAGUGGCCAUAAUAGUGGCGCUGAUUGUCGUCUUUGGCACCAUUCUCAUAUAUUAUGUGUUGUCGCGGAAGUCAUCCCGAAAUGCCGUCCUUUUGGUUGGUCUGUCAGACUCCGGCAAAACAGUGCUCUUCACUCAAUUGGUGGCCAAGAAGUUCGUGUCAUCCGUGACGUCGAUGAAGGAGAUGUCAAACACGCUUCGGCUGUCGAACCACAAGACCAUUGAACUGAUAGACUGUCCCGGCUUUGAACGCUUGCGGAUGAAGUAUUGGGACGACUAUAAGGUGAGGGCAAAGGGUGUCCUCUUCGUGAUCGACAGCACAGACUUUGCCAACACUGGCAAAGACGUGGCCGAUCUGUUGUACAACUUUCUGGUGGACCCACUGGUGGUGACCCAUAAGAUCCCAUUCCUAAUCGCGUGCACCAAACAGGACGAGACGAGAGCCAAGUCAUCGAAAGUACUUCAGAAACAACUCGAGAGAGAAAUUACUGCCAUCCGUGAGACCCGUGCCGGCGCUCUCGGCUCUACCGGUGAGGACGACACGAGUCGAUCCAUUCUUGGAAAACUGGACAAAGAGUUCGCUUUUAAUGAUAUCAAAAAUGAGGUGCAAUUUGCCGACUGUUCUGCCGCUGAAAGCAAUACUCAAUUGGAUUCAGUCCUCAAUUGGAUUAAAAGUAUUGCUUAGGAUUUGUGUUGUUUUCUGUAUUCAAACGAGAUUUCUAUUCAUUCAUUUGUACAGUAUUUUUGUGGCAAUUAAUAAACUAAAUGUAAAACUAAUUGACA
Messenger RNA from Oppiella nova, 948 nucleotides. The record is from the annotation of a GenBank genome assembly. NCBI's taxonomy places the organism in Eukaryota, Metazoa, Arthropoda, Arachnida, Sarcoptiformes, Oppiidae.